Musa acuminata AAA Group (dessert banana) is the source of this 1263-nucleotide messenger RNA. RefSeq names its product GDSL esterase/lipase At1g74460. The coding region runs from base 45 to 1160 and encodes 371 amino acids. NCBI's taxonomy places the organism in Eukaryota, Viridiplantae, Streptophyta, Magnoliopsida, Zingiberales, Musaceae. Gene Ontology annotation, molecular function: hydrolase activity, acting on ester bonds. The record is from RefSeq and is a predicted model, not a curated record. The transcript is spliced from 5 exons.
CAUGCACUGAGAGCUCCGCAAGUGCUUCCCUCACGCUUGUUUAAAUGGGACCAGCCUCUUGCGAAGCUCUCAAGUCGGUGCUCAUGGAGGGAAGGAAGAUGAAGCUGUCAGUGGCCCUCAUCAUGUUGCUUCUCUUCGGUGUCUCCAACCAGCGCUGCUCCUGCGCCAUCGUGCAGUUCAUCUUCGGCGACUCCUUGUCGGACGUCGGCAACAACAACUACCUCACCAAGAGCUUGGCUCGGGCCGCUCUGCCAUGGUACGGAAUCGAUCUCGGAAAAGGCCUGCCCAACGGGAGGUUCACCAAUGGCCGAACCGUCGCCGACAUUGUCGGUGACAAGCUGGGCCUCCCGCGGCCGCCGGCGUUCUUAGACCCGUCUCUGGACGAGGACACGAUACUCAACAGCGGAGUCAACUACGCCUCCGGAGGCGGCGGAAUCCUGAACGAGACCUCCUCGCUGUUCGUGCAGAGGUUCUCCCUCUACAAGCAGAUCGAACUGUUCCAAGGGACUCAGGAGCUGAUAAGGAGGAAGAUCGGGCGCGCGGCGGCCGACGACUUCUUCGCACAAUCUCGCUACGUGGUGGCCAUGGGGAGCAACGACUUCAUCAACAACUACCUCCUCCCCGUCUACUCCGAUUCGUGGAGCUACAACGGGGAGACCUUCAUCGACUACCUCAUGAACACAUUGGAGGGGCAGCUCAAGCUUCUGCACUCACUGGGGGCGCGGCAGCUGACGUUCUUCGGCCUCGGACCCAUGGGAUGCAUCCCCUUGCAGCGAAUCCUGACGUCCUCGGGGGGAUGCCAGGAAUCGACCAACAAGCUCGCGCUAGGCUUCAACAAGGCGGCCACCGAGCUCCUCGGUAAUCUGUCGAACACCCUUCCUAAUGCCACCUUCCGCUUCGGCGACGCCUACGAUUCCUUCCAGGACCUGAUCGAUCGACCCUACAUGUAUGGGUUCAACAACUCGCGCGCGCCGUGCUGCUCGCUGGGGCGGAUUCGACCGACGCUGACCUGCACGCCAUUGUCGACGCUGUGCGAGGACAGGAGCCAGUACGUGUUCUGGGAUGAGUACCACCCGACGGAUCAAGCCAACGAGCUGAUCGCCAACGAGAUCGUCACCAAGCUGGGGUUUAAGCCCAUCAAUGAAACCAACACCCCGUAGGGUUUACCGUGCUUUGUAUUCAGCUCUUGCUUGCAUCCUCGACGUGCGACACCGGAAAUCGUGUAGCUCCCCUACGAUCAAAGAACAGCCGUCUCUUCUCUCA